AUGGCCCCGGCUUUUAUGGUCUCGGCGCCUGGCAAAGUCAUAGUAUUUGGAGAACACGCUGUCGUCUAUGGAAAGCCGGCCAUGGCAGCAACAAUCUCUCUCCGGUCUUAUCUUCACGUUACGACGCUGUCCAAGUCACAUAGAACCGUCUCUCUGCGAUUCCCUGAUAUUGAUCUCGACCAUACCUGGGAUAUUGAAACACUGCCGUGGGAUGUGUUUUCGGCGCCAUCGAAAAAGAAGUACUAUUACGACAGGGUCACUUCUCUGGACCAAGAACUUGUGGACGCUAUCAAACCCCAUCUCUCUGUUGUCUCCCCUAAUGCUUCUCCCGAUGCGCGCAAAGUCCACCAUGCUUCGGCAUUCGCGUUCCUUUACCUAUAUCUUUCGCUGGGCUCGCCAAAGUCAUCCGCAUGUAUAUAUACGCUUCGUUCUACAUUACCAGUGGGGGCCGGUCUGGGAAGCAGUGCCAGCAUUUGCGUCUGCCUUAGCACUGCACUCUUAUUGCAAAUCCGAACCUUGGCAGGCCCUCACGCGGACCAACCAUCCGACGAGUCUGAAGUGCAAUUGGAGAGGAUUAACCGUUGGGCGUUUGUCGGAGAAAUGUGUAUACAUGGAAAUCCCAGUGGUGUGGACAAUACCGUUUCAGCCGGAGGAAAAGCCGUUGUUUACAAGCGCGAGGUCUCUGGCCGACCUCCCACUGUAACACCAUUAAGAGCCUUCCCAGAGCUUCCCCUUUUGCUGGUCAAUUCGCGCCAUCCACGUUCAACUGGUACUCAAGUCGCCAAAGUGGGCGCGCUGAAAGAAGCCCACCCCACCGUAACAAAUCAGCUUCUGGACGCUAUCCACGAAGUGACCGAUUCGGCAUACAAGCUCCUUACUUCUCCCGACUACAACAAGGAUGAUCCUGCUUCUCUCCAGUACCUUGGAGAAUUGAUCCAGAUCAAUCAUGGUCUGCUGACGUCCUUGGGUGUCUCACACCCUCGUCUGGAACGUAUUCGCGAGCUUGUUGAUUAUGCAGGCAUUGGAUGGACCAAACUGACAGGAGCUGGUGGCGGUGGUUGUGCCAUCACCAUUCUGAAGCCCGAGGCAGACGUGGAAAAGGUCAAAGGAUUGAUGGACCAGCUCGAUGCUGAGGGCUUUGAGCGUUUUGAGACUACUCUUGGAGGUGAUGGCGUCGGUGUGCUGUGGCCGGCGGUGCUGCAAAAUGGCACCGACGAAGAGGGCGGUGAAGAAAUUGAUCAGGAGAAAUUCUUGAAUGCGCCAGAUACCGCCGCGAUCGAAGAUUUGGUCGGCGUGGGCGUUCAGGAAAAGAGGGACGGCUGGAAGUUUUGGAGACCAACGUGA
This is a messenger RNA of Xylona heveae TC161, 1344 nucleotides long. Its product is annotated as mevalonate kinase. Bases 1 to 1344 code for a protein of 447 amino acids. Gene Ontology annotation, cellular component: cytoplasm. The record is from RefSeq and is a predicted model, not a curated record. Gene Ontology annotation, biological process: ergosterol biosynthetic process; isoprenoid biosynthetic process. Gene Ontology annotation, molecular function: mevalonate kinase activity; ATP binding. The transcript has 2 exons. NCBI's taxonomy places the organism in Eukaryota, Fungi, Ascomycota, Xylonomycetes, Xylonales, Xylonaceae.